Messenger RNA from Chelonoidis abingdonii (Abingdon island giant tortoise), 4094 nucleotides. It is a transcript of the gene C7, whose product is annotated as complement C7. The record is from RefSeq and is a predicted model, not a curated record. Gene Ontology annotation, biological process: complement activation. NCBI's taxonomy places the organism in Eukaryota, Metazoa, Chordata, Testudines, Testudinidae. Gene Ontology annotation, cellular component: membrane attack complex. Gene Ontology annotation, molecular function: protein binding.
AAGAACAGGCUGUUUGUGUCCCAGGAGAUGAUUAAAUGGGUUAAGAUUAAAAUUCCUCUGUAUUACUCAGUCUUUCUGUGAAAGAAAAGCAAAACAGCAAGGCAGAGCAGACUCCAGAAGAGCUAGACAGACAGACUCCUUCUGCUGCUGACUUGCCCCCUAGUCCCAGAGGAGGUACAGUUCUUCCCUGGUAGUUGCUGGGUAUCAGAGCGUUUCUCCUAACAUGCAGGUAUUUGAGUUUUUCCUUCUGGUAGAAGUUACAUGUUUCUUUCCAGUUUUUUCCAGUCCUUCCUCUCCAGUCAAUUGCCACUGGAAUCCUUAUGGCCCUUGGUCUGAAUGUGAUGGCUGCACUAAGACUCAGAUUCGCAGACGGACAAUAGCAGUUUAUGGCCAGUAUGGGGGAAACCCAUGUGUUGGGAGUGCCUUUGAAACACGACAAUGUGUUCCUACGAGAGGAUGCCCAACAGAGGAGGGCUGUGGUGAUAGGUUCAGGUGCUUUUCAGGUCAAUGCAUUAGCAAAUCUCUGGUGUGCAAUGGAGACCAGGAUUGCGAGGAAGACGGUGCUGAUGAGGAUCAGUGUGAAGAGAGCAGACCGGCUUGUGACAUUGAUAAAAUGCCUCCUAAUGCAGAACUUACAGGAGCUGGCUUUGAUGCCAUUUCUGGUGAGACUAGGGGAAGAGUGAUUCAUACUAAAAGUUUUGGUGGACAGUGCAGAAAGGUGUUUAGUGGUGAUCAGAAAGAAUACUAUAGACUGAGUGAAAGCCUUCUUACCUACACAUUCCAAGUGAAAAUUCAGAAUGAUUUUAGCUAUGAGUUUUACAACAGUAGCUGGUCUUAUAUGAAACACACAGUGCGCAAUGUACAAUCAAACAGUGGCCAUCACUAUUCACAAAAUACACAGGAGAAAAGCAGCAAAAAGAGUAACCACUUCAUGGUUGUUGAGAAUGAUGUGGAAGUUGCUCAAUUCAUUAAUAACAACCCAGAAUUUCUAACUCUUGCGGAGCCAUUCUGGAAAGAGCUUGCCAACCUUCCUGCUGUCUAUGAAUAUGGUGCAUAUCGAAGAUUAAUUGAACAUUUUGGAACUCACUUCCUGCACUCUGGAUCUCUGGGAGGACACUACAAAGUUCUCUUUUAUAUGGAUUCUGAAAAAAUUAAAGCAGAAGGUUUGAGUGUUACAGACAUGUACAAAUGUUCAUCAUCAGGUUGGAACUUCUUCUUCGUAAGAAAGAAAAAGACUACCUGCUCAAAACUGGACGAACUGUUAAAAUCCUCUUCAGGAACCAGUCAUAAUCAGAUUAGAGGUGAUCCCUAUGUAGAGGGAGGAAAUCCAGCGGCUGUUGCUGGCCUGGCUUAUCUAGAUUUGAAUAAUCCUGCUGGAAAUAGUGAAAGAUAUUCCUUCUGGGCUCGAUCAGUGAAAUACUAUCCCAGAGUAAUUAAACAAAAGCUAACACCAUUGUAUGAGCUGGUAAAGGAAGUGUCCUGUGCCUCAGUUAAAAGGCAUUACCUGAAACUAGCCAUUGAAGAGUAUCUGAGUGAGAAUGAUCCCUGCAAAUGUCGGCCAUGUCAAAAUGGUGGCGAACCUGCCGUAGCAGGAACUCAGUGCCUGUGUUUCUGCAAACCUUAUACGUUUGGAGCAGCUUGUGAACUUGGAACGCUUGUACAAGAUCAACCAGGAGUUAUUGAUGGAAGGUGGAGUUGCUGGUCCUCUUGGAGUCCUUGCUCAGGAGAAAGGAAGUCCAGGAGUCGAACCUGCAAUAAUCCACCACCUAGUGGUGGUGGGAUAUCCUGCAUUGGAGAACAGUUUGAAAGCAGACAAUGUGAGGAUGAGGAGUUGCAACAUUUUCGUUUGAUUGAACCACACUGCUUUGACGUGUCCAUAAUUCCCACAGAAUUCUGCUCACCUCCCCCAUUCUUGGAAAAUGGAUUUGUUCAAAAUGCCGAUUCUUCAUAUCCUGUCGGGAAAAGUGUUGUUUACGCCUGCAGAGAUGGUUAUUCUCUUGUUGGUGAUCCUGUUGCUAAAUGUGGGAAAGGUUUAAAGUGGCUCACUGGGGAUAUGCAAUGCAAGAAAACAGCUUGUGUCUUACCUUUUCUGGCGGAGGAUAUGAGAGGAGAGCCAUGGAAACCUUCAUAUGAGAUUGGAGAGAAGGUGACUCUGUCCUGUCCAGAUGGCAUGCACUUGGAAGGGUCAUCUCUCAUUUUGUGUGAACCCAGCCUCAAGUGGUCUCCUGAUACGAAGGAUAUCCAAUGCAAGAGAAGAGCACCCAGCGUGAAACCAGAACUGACAGAACCUAAAUGUCAGCCAUGGGAGAAAGUGCAUCAGUCAAAAUGUGUAUGUAAAAUGCCCUAUGAGUGUGGACCGUCCCUGGAUAUCUGUGCCAUAGAUGAGAGAAGCAAGAGAAACACAGCCUUAACUGUGUGUAAGAUGUACGCUCUUGAGUGUAUGGGCAGAAAAUACUCUUUGACCAGCGAGGAAAACUGCAAAAUGCCUGCUGCUGCAGCAAAACCUUGUGGCUCAUGUCAUUUGUGGGAAACAUGUGAUGCUCAAACCAACACAUGUGUGUGCCGAGAAGCUGGGCAAUGCGACGAGGGAGGAAUAAGCAUUUGCGUUGACGUGAAUGGGAAAGUCGCCAGUAGGACAAUGACUGAAUGCGAGGCUGGUCUCCUCAAGUGCCGUGGGGAGAGUGUCACCCCUGUCAGCAUGAGACCCUGUGAUGUACCGAGUAAAUAAGAUAUUUUAUGGUUCAUUUUGCUUCUUGCCAUAGGAUAUGUCAAAAUGUCAAUAGCUGGGCAGGUCAUGCUUAAAAGUGCCUUUGAGUUUGUUUUUUCUUUUCUAUGUACAUAAAACCUUAUUCUACUCAAUGUAGGGCCUGACAUGAAGCCCACUGAAAUCCAUGAGGGUCUUUUCAUUAGCCUCAGUGGGCUUUGAAUCAGGGCCCUUAGCUCUUACUCAGCUUGAACAGUCCCACUGAAGCUAAUAUAAGGGCUAUAGUUCUAGGCCUGUGGCUUGGAAUUGGCAAGUCUGCUUUACAUUUCCCUCUGGGUUAAAAAUGUUCCAAAAUUGGCCUUGAUCCUGCAUCUUAUUUCCUGCAGGCACAUGGAACAAUUUGUAGACUCAGUCUAAAUCUGCAAAUACCAAGGUGCUAUUUAUAAAGAGUGAUUGAUUUAAGUGUCUAAAACAUGUAAAUUAAUUUGAAAAAAAAAAAACAACAACCCACCCCACAAAUGCACACAUACACUGAUUGGACUGGAUAGCUUCCAUGUGUCAAAACCAGGGAAAAGAAUGGCCCAUUAAUGCAAUAAGAGAUAUGAUUAUUCCCUUUUAAUGAAGCAACUUUAUUACCAUUUUGCCUUAUUCAAUUAAGCACACUGCAUGCAGAGCAGCGUACCUGUCACUGAGCCUGAAGCAUUUAUAAGUCAAAGCAAUAUGUACUAAUAAUGAAGACAGCUUAAAAUAAUGAAAAGAAUUAAUAUACUGUAGCUUCUGGUACACCAAUUCCGCUUAAUACAAAUAUAACCAUAUAUUUCACAUUGUCCUAACUUUCACUGAGAGCUAAACUUUCAGACAUAGGCAGCUAAGUUGAACUUGCCAAAAUGCAUUUGUAUAUUUGCAAAAUAGGAAUUUACAUAUAGAAAAGUAUCUAGCAAAAUCUGUUUUCAAAGGAAAAUUUUCUCAAGGUGGGUUGCUUUGGGGAGGCGUCUUCUAAUAGAAAUGGAGAAAAAUUACACUCAGUCUCCUUGGAGAUACUUUGGGGCAAUUUCUUAAGGAAGAAGGCUAGCCAAUAAAGGGGGUGUCUUGUGCACCGCAGCUUGUGAACCUAAACUCUGCAAACAGGCAACAUGCACCUACCUGUUUUAUGGAUGAAAUGGCAUGUUUGCAGGUACACACACAUGUUGCAAGUACAAUUUAAGUGCCUGUGUUUGGAACCCCCCCCCCCUUUUUUUUUCUUCCUAGUUACUCUUAGAUCAAAACAAGGACAUGGGCUGGGGGGCUGAGUAGCAGGAUGGAUGAUAAAAUGAGCUGGAUAAAAUUGUGAAACUUGUACGUUUUUAAAGCAAUGGAUUUAUAUUUAUCAUUAAAUGCCUAUCAAACAUAA